Molecule: messenger RNA, 2941 nt
Organism: Lutzomyia longipalpis
Lineage: Eukaryota; Metazoa; Arthropoda; Insecta; Diptera; Psychodidae
Product: sialin
Exons: 6
Coding region: 618-2003 (461 amino acids)
Biological process (GO): monoatomic anion transport; transmembrane transport
Cellular component (GO): plasma membrane
Molecular function (GO): transmembrane transporter activity
Source: RefSeq, a predicted model, not a curated record
AGUUGAUUUUGACGAGGCAUUGCGAUCACUUUUAUCACGCCAAUUUCUCUCACAUAGUUGUUCUUUUUUUCUGCCCGAACGUCAAUGAAACUUUAAUCUGCACAAAGUAAACCAAUAACAUCGGGAAUUGAUGGAAAAUUAUUUUAUACAUCCCCAUAUAGUCAUUUCACCUGUAAACGCUAUAUUUAUGAGAAGCACAUAAAAGUGUUCUGUCGCGCUUUUUUGCAAGUCUUUUUUUAUCGUAUUGUCGUGAGUGCGAAUGAAGAUGGAAAAAAGAGCCGUGGAUCGUUAUCAUUUAUCAUAUAAUCAAGCACAAUAAUAUGGCUCAUCAUUAAGCUCCAAAUUUAUUAUAGUAUCUGUUGACUGCUGUUUCAUUUAGUUCAUCGCGGUAGUUCGUGCUAAUUGUAUCUCCUGUGUUUCCCUCCACCUUAAAAAAUUGCGGACUAGGUGGUAUUUGCGGUAACUGUCGCUAAAGUGUCGUGAUUAAAAAGUCAUUCAGUCGGAAAUUCGCAUUGAAACUCUGGAAAAAUUCCAGGGGAUGCAAGUUGUGGUGCUCAAGGAAAAUUAGUUAAUCUUCUUUUUAUACCAUUUAGACUUAAUUAGCAACUACAUGCAAUAUGGUUGAAAUUAAUGCCUUUCUUGCGAGAGUUUUCAGACGAGUUCCAGCACGGCUAAAUAUUGGUUUUAUGCUCUUCCUGGGAUGUUUCAUUACAUACAUGGUUCGAGUGAAUAUGUCAAUCAAUAUACUUGCAAUGGUGGAAUCGCGGGAUAAUGAAACCCUUCCAGACUAUGGAGAUCGAUAUCCAUGGAAUGCUGAUCAGCAGGGCCUUUUGUUGGGAGCAUACUUUUGGGGUUAUCUAUUCACAUCAAUUCCUGGUGCUUACCUAGCUGAGUACUUUGGUCCGAAGAUCGUCACUGAGCUUGUUUUCAUUGGAUGCGCCGUGAUCACCGCUCUUAGUCCACUUGCAGCAUCAGGUGGAUUUGGAACAAUGUACGCGGCGAGAUUCCUCACUGGUAUCCUCUCAGGACCCCUCUAUCCAUGCUUCCACAAUCUAAUUUCCCGCUGGGCACCCCCGGAUGAGAAGGGAAAAUACGUUGCAAGUCUCCAAGGUGGCACAUUGGGGACAAUCUUUACGUGGCAGAUGAUUGGAUUUUUAGUUGAGGCAGUUGGAUGGGCUUGGGGUGGAUUCUACAUACCCACCAUCAUCAUCAUUGUAGCAACACUCAUUUGGUUCAUGCUUACUGCCGAUCGUCCGGAUACGCAUCCCAGAAUCACAGAAGAGGAACGCACGUACAUUGAAAAUAGCUUAGGAGACACCGUGUCCAAUGAAAAGAAAGUUCCUCCGUACCUGAAAUUGAUAAAAAGUGUGCCCUUUCUUUCGCUAAUGGUACUCCACUACGGUAAUCUCUGGGGUCUGUACUUUCUCCUUACGGCCACACCGAAAUUCAUGAGUGAAAUACUUGGAUUCAACAUGGGCUCAACGGGUGUCCUGUCGUCUCUGCCACAUAUUGCAAGGAUGCUCCUGAGUUUUGUAUUUGGAAGCAUUGGGGAUUUAAUUAAGAGACGCGGAUGGCUUCGAAUAACUGUGAUGAGAAAAUUCUUUUGUAUAUUCUCUCAUAUUGUCCCUGGGCUCUUUUUAAUUGGCCUCUGCUUCGUUCAUGAGCCAUACACAUGCGUUGCAUUGAUAACCCUCUCACUGGGCUUCAAUGGUGCCUCCGUGCUUACAAACUUGCAGAACAGCCAAGAUUUGGCGCCAAACUUUGCUGGGACACUCUAUGGCAUUAUGAAUGCAAUUGGAACAACAACUGGAUUUCUCACUCCUCUGCUCGUGGCAUAUUUUACACGUGAAGAGAAUACCUUUGAGAAUUGGCGGUAUGUUUUCAUGAUUGGUGCUGGAGCUUACAUUGCCCCAGCCAUAUUAUUCUUCUUCUUUGGCUCAGGCCAAGUUCAGCCGUGGAAUUCAAUUGAAAAACCCCCAAAAAGUGAGGAAGAUAGCAAAUAACACAUAAGAAAAAAAUCAAUCAACAAAGACAGGUGCGGAGAAUGAUUGUACUGUGAGAAUAAAUGGAAAAAACGUCCUACAGUAGAGAUAAAAUGAAUAUGUACCCAGAAAUAUCGCAUAGAUAUUGUAUAUUAGUUAAAAUAUUUGCAAUCACUGCGGUUUUGGAUUUUUUGUUCGGGAUUUCUUUAUGUUUUUAUUUCUUAGCCAAAAGGCAAAUAUACAAGUUGGAAUUUGUCUUGGGGCUAUGGAAAAAUACUCCGUGAAGAGUUGCUAACAUUUUUUAGCCAUCAAAAAUAUACAUUUCCCAUUAGAGAUUCCAACAAAAAAAAACACUUCCAGUGAGGAAUUAGACAGUCAAAUGUUUCAUUCAUUUCGCUAUUUUUAUUUCUUUUUUUUGCGAAAUAACAAAAAUAGCAUCAAUAAAAAGUGAUAACAGUAAUAGGUAGCUAUGAUAUGUUUACAUAUUACACUGAAUUAUUUGUACAUAUGUAUAUGAUAUAUUUACACUUUAUAUAUGUACAUACAUGUAUGUAUGGUGCAAUUAUGGAGUUUAUAAAAAUUAAAUGUUGAAAUCCAGAACCUUUCAAUGGGUCAUUCAACUCAAACGCGUUACACAUUUAAUAAAUAUGACAACUUUAUGAAAAAAUAUUGAAAGAAAAAAAUUAUUCUACAAAAUAUAUAAUAUCAAAAUUAAUUGCAUAACAUACUUUUUGAUCACCGAAUUUUAUUCUUUGAAAUCUUAACAAAUCAGAUUUAUAAAAUGUAAAUCAUUCAAAUGUUUUGUUAUAUUUUUUUACAAAUACAUAGAUUGCUUAUUUUUAUCAAUCUAUUGAUAAAACUAGAUAAGAAUAAUAAAAGAAUACAAAUAAAACCUCUAGUUUUAGAGCAAACCACUGUCUUUGAGAAAAGAAAUUUUUUAAUAAAGAGAAUUUCUUAAA